AUGUUCUUCCCGUGGGCUACUGAAGCUGCUGAUAAGUUCCAUGUGCCAAGACUUGUGUUCCACGGCAAGGGCUACUUCGCUCUAUGCUCUGAGUAUUGCAUCAGAGUGCAUAAACCACAUAAGAGAGUAGGUUCCAGUUGUGAGCCAUUUGUGAUCCCUGAUCUCCCUGGCAACAUUGUGAUAACUCAAGAACAGAUCGCAGACCGCGGAGAAGAAAGCGAGAUGGGGAAGUUUAUGACUGAGGUUACAGAAUCAGAAGUGAAGAGCUCAGGUGUUAUUGUGAACAGCUUCUACGAUCUUGAACCUGAUUACGUCGAUUUCUACAAGAGUAGCGAAGAGAACGUGGCAUAUUGGUCCGCUCUCUGUUAUAAACAGAGGAUUCAAGGAGAAGGCUGGGAGAGGAAAGAAAGCAAGCAUCGAUGA
This is a messenger RNA of Microthlaspi erraticum, 423 nucleotides long. The record is from the annotation of a GenBank genome assembly. NCBI's taxonomy places the organism in Eukaryota, Viridiplantae, Streptophyta, Magnoliopsida, Brassicales, Brassicaceae.